This is a messenger RNA of Symbiodinium sp. CCMP2592, 609 nucleotides long. The record is from the annotation of a GenBank genome assembly. NCBI's taxonomy places the organism in Eukaryota, Dinophyceae, Suessiales, Symbiodiniaceae.
AUGAAAGAGGCCCUCAUCACGUCGCGUGACGAUGACUUCUCCCCGUCACAUGGAUCCGACACGGUGAACGCCCUUCAGAAGUUUGUGGAAGAGCCAACGAGCGCCACCUCAGAUAUGGGCAAUGAGGCCCACAGCACGUCGCGUGACGACUUCUCCCCACCACAUGGAUCCGACACGGUGAACGCCCUUCAGAAGUUUGUGGAAGAGCCAAUGAGCCCCACGUCAGAUAUGGGCAAUGAGGCCCGCAGCACGUCGAGUGACGAUGAUUUCUCCCCGUCACACGGAUCCGACACGGUGAACGCCCUUCAGAAGUUUGUGGAAGAGCCAAUGAGCCCCACGUCUGAUAUGGGCAAUGAGGUGCCGGAAGAAGAGAGAUCGUUGCUACCACAUGGUUCUCACGAUUCUCAGAAGUCUGCUCGGGAAGCGGAGAUGGACCAUCAGGUCUGUGGAACGAGGGUUAUCUUGAACAUCUACGACGUGACGCAGUCAACGGGUGUGCAAUGGAUCAACACCCUGUUCGCGUACGAGCAUGCCCCCGUGAAGCUUGGGGGGCUCUUUCACGUCGGCGUGCAAGUAGGGGACGAAGAGCGGAUGAUGGAGGAAGUGUAA